This is a messenger RNA of Blepharisma stoltei, 1676 nucleotides long. The record is from the annotation of a GenBank genome assembly. NCBI's taxonomy places the organism in Eukaryota, Ciliophora, Heterotrichea, Heterotrichida, Blepharismidae.
AUGGAUGAACUCAAAGAACUCCGUGAUAAUGCGAAAAACCCUAUUUUGAACGUUGAAUUGGAGUUUCAACAUACAUCUACUAACCCUGAGGUGCUUACUCCCCCCCCCCCCUCCGUGAGCGAACAAAACCAUUAGAAAAAUCGCCAUUUUUUGACCAAAAACCCACCCUCCGUGAGUGAACAAAAUUUUUUUAAUAGAAAAAAUUUUAAUGGAAAAAAAUUUUGAUAUAUAAGUGAUAAUUAGUAUAAUGAAAUCUAGAGCUAAUUCUGUUUAAUUUUAAACAAAUUGCGUUUUAAAAACAUAAAUUUUGCAAAUUAAAUUAAUAUUUGCUUCCCAAUUUUUGCAAAUUAGGAUUUUUUUUAAAUUUCGAAAAAAAUAUUUUUUAUAAAAUUUAUAUAUAUAAAUUUUUUUUUAAAAAAAAAAAUUAACCCCCCUCCGUGAGCGAACAAAAUUUUUUUUGUUCGCUCACGGAGGGGGGGGGGGGAGUUAAGAAAUAUUUCCGAUCUCUCACUAAAUCAAGAUCUGUCGAAGACCUUCACGAAAAGAUAAAAGAGUCAGUUUAUAAACUUAAUGCCCUUGAUCUAUAUAAAGGCUGUGAUGUUAUAGUCCUCCCUGGAAAAGCUAUAGAUUCUGCUCUAAUCCAGUUUGUAUUAAAAGAUAAACGAUGGUGGAGUCUCAGCUUUGGAGCAACCGCAGAUAAUGAAGGCGGAAAAAGUGUCCUAUCAGCCCAUUUUAGGAAUUUAAGAGGUAAAGCAGACUUGACGAAUGUAAAUGUUGAAUAUAAACUGAACACAGGGACUUGGGGCUAUGAAAUGUUCCAUCAUGAUAGACUUUAUAUGCCUGGAAAGUGGGAAACUAUGUACUCUGUGAAAAAAUAUAGCGAUGAGCUUGAUCAAAAUAUUAAAGAGCAUGCAUAUGGAGGAAGCUUUUCACUUAGGUCUUCUGAUGGGAAGCAUAAGCUGGAAGCUGGAAGAUAUAUCAGGACAAAUGAGAUUGCUACUGAGUAUGCAUCGCUACCUUUGCUAAAACAAGAACUGCCUGUUUCAGUAAAAAAUUAUAUUGCUCAUACUUAUACAAGAGACCUUAGAGACAACCCAUCAGAGCCAAGAACUGGCAUCUUAUCAACUUUGACUAAUGAAUUUGCAUUUGGAGGAGACGUAAACUUCCACAAAAUCGACUUCAAAAUUCAUCACUAUUUUCCUAUUCUUUCUGAUAUUGUGUUUCAAUCAACAUUUGGACUUGGAGCAUUUAUGCCAUGGAGAAAUACCAAAACAAGAAUUAAUGACAGAUAUAGGUCAAGAUAUAUUAAAGGAUUUCAAGCAAUUGGUACCCGUGAACAGCCAGCUGAUCCAGCCAUGAGAGGAAAAUAUGCAAUAGAAGGAGAUGACCUAGGAAAAUUAUCUGUCCUUAAUAUGGAAGCUAAAAUCCAUUUUUAUAAUUCGCCUGUGCUUAGUGGUGUUGGACUGGUUCCGUAUAUUUACGCGAAUAUGAUAUGUGAAGAACCUCACAAGUUUACAAAUGCAAAAACGUAUUUUAAAGAAAAAGCAAGAGGAUCGUUUGGAAUAGGGCUGGGAUGGGUAGGCGGAUUUGGAAGAAUUGAAUUUUCUUAUGCGAGCCAUGUUUGGAAAAAGCCAGGAGAUGUGUCAGCUGAAUUUCAGGUGCUGUUUGGGGAGUAG